Ruditapes philippinarum (Manila clam) is the source of this 1535-nucleotide messenger RNA. RefSeq lists its product as uncharacterized. The record is from RefSeq and is a predicted model, not a curated record. The coding region runs from base 81 to 1535 and encodes 484 amino acids. The transcript has 10 exons. Lineage: Eukaryota; Metazoa; Mollusca; Bivalvia; Venerida; Veneridae.
UGCAAAUGUACAAAUAUAUUUGUUAAUAUUUAUCCAAACAAGAUUAUUCUAAGGUUAAUUUACGUAACAUUUACCUAAAUAUGGCUGUGUUAAAAAGUUUUGUUGUGUGCUUUCUGAUGCUGCCACUAUCAGUCGCAUGUGCCAACCAAACAGUCUAUCAUACUAUGCUCUAUGUGAAAAUACUGAAUUAUACAAAUACCGGUAUACUACAGCGAUCUGGUGGUAACAUGCCUGUAUCUACAUCAGGAUCUGGUGGUAACAUGCCUGUAUCUACAUCAGGAUCUGACUCGUGCUGUUAUAAGAUGCCGUUACAAAACUGUGCCCAUUUUUGUAAAACUGUCUUCUCUAUUUGUAUUGAGAGUAAAUGUGACACAUACCUAUUCAAUAUUACCUAUAACUACGACACUGGUAGAAUUUACGACGAGAAUUAUGGCGUCGAGCGGCUCAACGUUCAAAGCAUCAGGGAUCAGACAAUUAAUAUUGACGUAACUGAAGUUAAAACAAAUAUACGGACUGGUUUGACCAUUGAGUCCAAAAUUGAUAGCUUUGCCACAAAGUACAGUCGACCACCGUCUGGUUCCUUCUGGUUAAGCCGAAUGUUUACUUUCAGACUUCAAAACAAUGCAUCGUCGAUAGAUCUACAAAAAACAGCGUUUUGUGAAUCAAACUGGUACGAUCCUCGACAACACUGUUCCGAAAAUAUACCGACAAAUAAUCUUCAAAGUGUUCAUUACAACUUCAGGAAUAGAACGUUUGAUGCAGAACUCGAUUGUACGACUGAAGAAACGUCAAAGAUCACUUUUAUAACCAAAAGACCAUACAAAUUUACCAAACAGAUUCUUGAAGCACAACUUUCAAGGUUUAUAGCUGACAGAGUCUGUUCUUCAAUAGCUAAGGACGUUUCAAUACAGAUCCAGAGUGUACGCUAUGACAGUAAUUUACUAAGAGUUGUGUUUAGCAGCCACUGCAAUCUGCGCCAUUCGUCACUACUUUCAAUAGCCAAAAAGUUUAUCGAAGUAUCCGACCUCAAGUUAAUGCAAGCACUGAUGUUCCUGUCUUCAUAUGAGGAGAGACAAUAUUUCAUAGACCCUGUUCUGCGUGAUGACUUCAGUAAUGCUCACAAUCUGGGUAAUUUUCAACUACUUUUACGACUAAAACGAUUCGAGAAUCCUAACAACAUAUACUUCACAAAUGACUUCAGAGGAUUAACAAAGCAAAAUUGUCCAGCACGUGGCUGUACACCGUCUUUUCAUUUUACAUACCAAGGCGUUGAGCAUACACUUCGUAAACAUUCCCCGGCUACUAAUCUAAUGGAUUGCUUUGGGAACCUUGUUGACGAAUUGAAUCCGACGGAAAAGACAAAUAACACCCUGUUUUGGCAUAGCAGUAAAACAUGGAAUACACACGACUUAAUCAAGUUGGAAAUCUAUCAAAACGACAACAACAAAGAACUUAUUGCGAUCAUGGACAUCAAAUUAGACAAUGUUGACGUUGUUAGUUCAAGUUAUCUUCUAGCAAGACCUAUAAUCACAUAA